This is a messenger RNA of Knipowitschia caucasica, 303 nucleotides long. The record is from the annotation of a GenBank genome assembly. Lineage: Eukaryota; Metazoa; Chordata; Actinopteri; Gobiiformes; Gobiidae.
AUGUACUUCUCCUUUUGGGGCCUGGACAGUUUCAAUUCAAACACCCAGAUGAUCUCCUGCAGAUUGCAAAGUGACUUCUUCUCUAUGCUGAAACUGCAGUUUGAUCUGUGGAAAAGUAAGAAACCUCCGCAGACUGAAUACGGCGGUGACAAAGGCCGUGUCCAGAGAGCUGAGUACGGAGAACUUCUUGGAGUGGGUUUCUCCUCAGGGUCAGUGGUGUUUCCUGGACGCUCUGUAGAAGCACAUACGUUUGCGAACCUCUCUCUGCAGCGAGUCCGGGAGCAGAGGCACCUGGGAGUGUAG